Strongylus vulgaris is the source of this 420-nucleotide messenger RNA. Lineage: Eukaryota; Metazoa; Nematoda; Chromadorea; Rhabditida; Strongylidae. The record is from the annotation of a GenBank genome assembly.
AUGGAUCUCACAAUCAGAAAUAAGAUUUUCCUUAUGAUGAACUUAUUCCAUACUUUUCUUCGUGCAGUUUCAAUUCUCGAUCGCUGCUUGGAUAUGAAUCGAACGGUUGUAGCUGCCUUCCUCCUCACCUUCGCCGUUGCGUAUGCAUUUCAGCCGGAUGACCAGUUCUCAGGAAUGGAGAAACGCAAGUCAGCGUAUAUGCGUUUCGGUAGAUCGGAUCCAGAGCUGACCGAUCAAUUGUUGUUAGAAAAGAGGAAGAGCGCCUAUAUGAGGUUCGGAAAACGAUCAGAGGUUCCAGAUGAGGAUAGCCUAGAUAUGGAAAAACGCAAGUCAGCUUAUAUGCGUUUCGGAAAAAGAAAGAGCGCUUAUAUGCGAUCCAACAGCUUGAAGAGCAAAAAUGAGCGAUUGGCUACAUACUAG